Spodoptera litura is the source of this 1534-nucleotide messenger RNA. It is a transcript of the gene holn1, whose product is annotated as CD2 antigen cytoplasmic tail-binding protein 2 homolog holn1. The record is from RefSeq and is a predicted model, not a curated record. Gene Ontology annotation, molecular function: protein binding. NCBI's taxonomy places the organism in Eukaryota, Metazoa, Arthropoda, Insecta, Lepidoptera, Noctuidae. Gene Ontology annotation, cellular component: U5 snRNP.
UUGUUGUCAAUUGUCAAACCUGUCAUUUUGUCAAGCAUAAGUAAUUAAGCAUUUGUCGAUUUUGCGUAAUUUUAGUGAAUAUUUGUAAUAUAACAAUAAGUAUUUCAUCUUUAUUCAUUUGUAUGUCGCUACUAGUAAUAGGUUAAAAUCCAUAUAUAGUUGUAGUAGGGCUUGGAAGUCAGUUAAAAAAAUGGCAAAACGUUCAGCUGCAGAGGCUUUUGAAAUGGAAGCUCAAGAAGUUAUAAAGAAAACUGAAGGAAAAAAGCACUCAUUAGAUUCGGACGAGGAAGACAGCGGUGCCGAAGAGGAAAGAAACAAUGUUCUUCAUGCAGAUGACAUUGAAGGUGAAGAAGAUGGAACUGGUGGGAUGGAAGGUGAAAUUACAAUCACUCCGUUCAACAUGAAAGAGGAGCUUGAGGAAGGUCACUUUGAUAACCAGGGUCACUAUCACUGGAAAAAAGAGAAAGAGAUAAGAGAUGGUUGGCUUGAUAAUAUAGACUGGGUUAAAGUCAAGGGUAGACCAGAAGAUAAAUACAAAGUUCACAAAGAUGAUGAAAAUAAAGGACUUGGUGAUGAGUCUAGUAGUGAAGAUGAAGAACCAGAAGAAAAGUUUGAUUUACUACAAAACUACAAAGAAAUCUUUAAACAUAUGAAACCCAAAGAAACAAUUGCAAAAACCCUCCAGCGUCUCGGUGCAAGUUCAAAAAUUUCUAGUGCUGAGCGUUGGAAAAGGAAAAAAGCUGGAAUUGUUGAUGAAAACAGUAAAAUUGUUACAAGAAUUACAGAACUUGCCAACCAAAUUCUCACAAAAUUGGGUAACAUGGACAUUUACCAGGAAACUUAUGAGAAAAUUGAUACAAUCAUAAAGAGACAGGAGAGUAAAAAUGAUGAUGCUGAUUUAGAUAUGUAUGCUGAUGAUUUUGAUCAGAAGGAGAAGAGUGUGUUGGAUAAAAAUAGCACUGAUGCUAAAGAAACUGAAGAUAAAACUGAGGAGGAACAAGAGCCAGAAUUGAAAUGGGAGUUUAAGUGGAAUCAGAAUGAUGAUGAAAUAUCCGGGCCUCACACUACUGAGCAAAUGCAAAAAUGGUCAUCAGAGGGGUACUUCAAAACUGGUGUUUGGGUAAGAAAACAAGGGGAAGACAGUCAAUUCUACACAUCCAACAGAAUAGAUUUUGAAUUAUACAUGUAAAUCAUGUACAGUAAACAUUAUACAAAAUGAUAUAAAAUUUUAAUAAAACAGUUCCACAAAAGCAACUUUUAAUUCAAACAUAUUUCUUUCGACUUUUAAAUAACUUAUUCGUAAAACUAUAAAUACUGAUAUCAGUUAACAAUUUAGCAAUUUGGUUAAUUAAAACAAUAAAUAGUGUGAUAACUUGAACAAUAACAAACUGUGAUAUGGAAGUACCAAUUUCUAGCCAGCUUCCAGUGUUCUUAACAUUGUACAGCAGUUGUAUACCCAUUAAAUUGGAAUAUAUCAGUACUAUUAUUAUUAAAUAUCCAGUUGGUGCCUGAAAUCAAAAUAGACAUUAGUGAG